Rhododendron vialii is the source of this 911-nucleotide messenger RNA. RefSeq lists its product as uncharacterized. Bases 121 to 534 code for a protein of 137 amino acids. The transcript has 2 exons. Lineage: Eukaryota; Viridiplantae; Streptophyta; Magnoliopsida; Ericales; Ericaceae. The record is from RefSeq and is a predicted model, not a curated record.
CAAUUUCUAUUUUUCAUUUGAUAAAACUAGAUCCUGGUUUUUCGUCUGAUCCCUCGCUGACGCUCACUCCCUCUAUUUUGAUCUCUUAUUUUCCGCGGAAGUGAAGAGCGAGAAACAGAGAUGCAUCGAUCGGCGAGCACACCCCGAGUCUCGGACGACUACUCAAAAUACCAUUCGUCGCCGCCGUCCUCCUCCUCCUCGUCGUCGUCGAAGGCGUCGGCGGCUCUGAGAGCGCUGUCGUUGGAGGCCGAUGAGCUGCCCGUGUUGGAACCAAUGUCGGAGGUUUAUAAGAAAGAGAAGUCCCGCAUUAAGUUCGGAGAGACUGUUGUUCACAUCAUACCUUUCGUCCUGCUUUUUUGUGCCCUCGUUCUCUGGUUCUUUUCCAAUCCCGAUGUACCAAUCAGAGGGGAUUCAGUUGCUGCAAGACUUGAAGGGUUGACACUUGAAGGCGAACUUGACACCGACAGUUCUCAAACAGGCGUUUUGGCAGGCAUAGACUUGGGGGAUUUGGAUCCAGCUAGACAUGCAAUGUGAUCAUAAACGUUACAAAGCCUCCUCAAACUCUAAGAAAUCCUCUUGAGUUUCCCCAUAGCUUCAUUGAUUCAUUGUUGACAAGAUUUUACAAUUUGUACGUGCGCACCAAGCAGACACGUCUAUCUCACAUUUUGGAGAGUCUCGAAGUCCGCCCCAAAACACUGCGUGACUUCUGCUUUGUGAGAAGGGUAUGUCUAGAUCAGCGCCUGAUGGAUGUCUUUGUUUUUUGGCUACCAUUCUUGGCAAAGAUGUUUUAGUUUUCCAGUUAGUCUCCUAAAUUUUGUAUUGAUUGGUUUUCUGUUUGUGUUUUUUAACUUUGAUUUUGAUGACAUCAGUGAAUCCGGCCAAUGUUCAGCCAUGAAAAUGUCACCAGAAUC